UGAUUCAACAAAUAAGUGUAUUAUUGAAGCUUACAACCAAGCUGCCAAUAGCAGGACACAAACACAGAUUUUAUCUCUGAUAGUAAACAACUUCACAAAAUCAGAACUUCAGAAUAUGAUCCCAGGAGUCACAGUUUCACGUGUUGAUGCUGCAAGAAAGCAUGCUAUGGUAACAGGCCCUGGUAACAUCCUUAAUCCACCAAAGAUAUAUCGAAUGAAAUUAACAAGACCAAAGAUUGCUCAUUUCAUUGACUAUAUACUUAAUCCAUUAUAUUCCAGUAUUGUUGGAUUCGGCCAAACUGUUCUGAAGCUAUCAACAAAUGAAAAGUUAACAAUUCCAAAAGUAGUCAGGAAUUUAAUACAUGCUAGAAUUAUAAACAGUUAUCAGACAUACUGCCUUGAGACUGGAUUUUCUUCUUUCAGCAAAGCUUCAUUAUAUAGAAUCCUAAAAGUUUGUAAUGCUUCUAAGCAAAAGGCACUUCAGGGACUAGACAAUACCUCUGCUGCUGGUAUGGGUGCCAUUGACAACUUGACCAAGGUUGUCACAAAAUUAGAGGCAUAUGGAUUGCAACAUGAAGAUGUCAAUAAGCUGAAAGAAAUGCUUCAACUUGUCAAUCAGUUCCUCAAAUUUGAGUACAAACUUCACCUUAGAAAGGAUGACCAAUGUGCAGACCAUUGUACACCUUUUGCUCUAAGUGAUUCUGUCGAUCAGAACUUUGCUACAAAAUGCAAUCAUUCACACACCCAAUCCUGUGAAAAAUGUAAACUUGUAGACUCUUGUGUGAACAUUGUUGAGAAGGCAUUCGGUAAUUUAGACAUUCCAAAAACAUUAUCUGAUGAAAUAAGUUAUGAACUUGAAAAUGGAGCACGGAAUGUAUUGGAAUGGAAAAGACAUCUAUUGAGAACAGUUCACCAAGAUGGAGCCAGGAAUGAUGUUUUAAGUGAUCUUAAGGACAAUCAGGGAAUGCUUAUAAUGGACUGGGGUAUGAAAUUCUUGCCAUUCAUCUAUAGAGAAACACAGUCAGACUUUUUUGGCAAAAAAGGCAUCAGUUGGCAUUUUUCCUGCCUUGUUCUUUGUUCACCAAUAGACAGAGAAAAACUUGAUCUUUUUUGUUAUGUACAUAUUUUAGAGGAUGGAUCACAGGGUUGGUUCUCUAUUGCCAAUAUACUUGUUCACCUUCUUCAUGAAUUCAAAAGUGAAAAACCCUUAUUAGAAGAAUUAUUCCUGAAAAGUGACAAUGCUGCUUGCUACCAUUGCACAAAUCUGAUUUCAUUCAUACAACAAUGUAACAAAGACUUUCCUAUCAAAAUCAAGCAGUACAACUUCAGUGAGGCUCAGGCCGGAAAAGAUUUAUGUGACAGCAAGACCGGCAGUUGUAGACUGCAUAUAUUUAAGUAUGCCAAUGAGGGACAUGACAUUUUAAAUAGUAAUGAUAUGAAAACAGCAUUGGAAAGUCACGGAGGUGUAAAAGGGACACAAACUUGUAUAGUUUCUGUAAAUCAAGAAGUAGAACCUAAGAUUAGAACUAAGAUUCCAGGAAUCAGUAGUUUCAACAAUUUCAUCUUUUUGGAUGAUGGAAUUGUUGUCAAGAAAGCAUACAAUGUUGGUAGUGGAAAGAAGAUAGGUAAUGGAACACUUACAGAUAAAAACCUUGAAGUAGAAAGAGUUUACAACCUGAAGGUAAAUUAUCCUUUUCCUGGAGCACAUGAAGUUGGAACUGUUUCACUUAACCAGCACCAUGUUGAUGAAAACACUACUAACAUGACUAAUGAAAGUGUUGCAAACGAAGUUUCUGGAACAGUUGGAAAUGACCACAAUGCUGAAACUGAUUCAUUCUUUUCAUGUCCAGAUCCUUCAUGUCAGAAGAUAUUUGCCAAGUGUUUCAAUCUUGAAAGACAUUUAGCAAUAGGAAAUCAUUCAUAUCUCACAAAUUCAUGUACAAGUAUGGAUGAAGCUGUAAAUAUGUAUGCCUCAAAAUGUGAAACACUCAGGGAAUCCAAUAAUUUAUUAGUGUCAACAUUUACAACAGAUACUGAACUUAAUAUGAACAGUGAUUCAGAGGACAGAAUUGGAUGGGCUAUAAAAAACAAGAGAAAAUCGACCCGAUUCUCACUACAAGUGAAAGAUUACUUAAUUCAAAUUUGUGAAGCUUGUGACAAAACUGGAAAACGUCCAGAUUGUGGUUCUUUAUCUGAAGAAAUAAAGAAAGCUUCCAAUGAAAAUGGGGAAAAACUUUUCAAAAAAGAAGAAUGGUUGAGCAGCACACAAAUUAAAGGAUUCAUUGCAUCCUAUUUGUCUAGAAAAUCAAAGUCAUCUGACCAUGACACUACACCUCCUCCAUCUAAAAAACAAUCAGUUUCUCAAAAUGAAUAUGUGUUUGAAGAAGUUAGAAUGGAAGAUGACGAGAAACUUUCUGAAAUCGUGACAGCUUUGGAAACGGAUGACUACAAUGAAAAUAUGAAUAAUAUGGUUGACAAUGUUUUCUUAGCUAUUAACAUACAAUCAUAAUCAUAGUCUCUCAGUAUAGAUACACAAUUGUAGAUAUUUUCAUGGUUUUAUUAGUCCCCUACCGACGAAGUCGAAGGGGACUUUAGGUUUGCACUCCGUCCGUCUGUCUGUCUGUCUGUCUGUCUGUCUGUCUGUCUGUCUGUCUGUCUGUCAGUCCGGCAAAUCAGUUUUCCAGACUUUUUUUCUUCGUGCUUGAAGAUAUUGAUUUGCUAUUUGGUUUAUUGAUUUAUUAUGACAAGUUACAGAUCAAGUUCAAUUUUCACGAUUUUAGCUUUUCACUUUGUUCAGUUAAAGCCCUUUCCCUAGAAUUAAAUUUUUGAUGAAAUACUUAUUAAUUAGUAGAUUUCUGUUCAAAGGGAAAUAACUCAUUUUUUAAAAGACAAAAUGACAUUUUGGAUUUUUUUCCUUUUCUUUGGUAAAUUGUUUGAAGAAUUUAGUGGUAGGUUUGUUAUUCAUUCUGGAAGGUAUUGAUUUGAUAAUAAGUAUAUAGUUUUAUCAUGACAAGUUACAGAUCAAGUUGGAAUUUUGUUCCAGUCUGAUAAUUUUGUGCAGAGUUAUGGUCUUUGGACAUAGAAAAUUCACUUAAAUAAUCAGUUUUCAACAGUUUUUUUCGUCAUGCUUGAAGAUUUUGACUUGAUAUUUUAUGUAGUUUACACCAUGACAAGUUAUAGAUCAAAUUAGAAUUUCAUUCCAUUACAAUGAAUUUGUAACCGGUAGGGGACUAUGUAUUGCCAUGCAAUACUCACAGAAUGCUUGUUACUUUAAGGAUGUACUUACACGACUUAAGUCAGGUUUAGGAAUUUGUGUCAGAUUUUCGGACUCCUUUGUUUUUUUUAUUUGUUACAAGGUAAAAUAUUUUACCCCAUAUAAAAAUACAUGUUGAGCAGAUUCUAAAUUUAUUUUCUUUUGAUUUUCAGACCCAAAUCAUACAAGUACUAAAAAAUGCAAAUAUAAGAUUAAAGUCUGAGACAGCCUUUUUUUUAAAUUAAAUAUCUGGAAAAGGAGCGCACUAAAGUAUCAAUAAUUUUAGCUUAUUUUGUUCUUGAACUAAUGUUCCUCUUACUUAUACAACAUGUACUUUAAGUCUUAUAGUAUAUUUUAUUCUUGUUUUUUUUUUAAUUCAUCUAAGUACAUUUUUGUACAUCCUUGAUCAAUGUUAAUUUUAAUCAGUUCAUGCAUGAUUCAGUGAUCUACAUUAAGAUUCAUAGUUACAUCAGUUUCAAAUGAAUUAUAAAUAUUUUUUUAAAAUUAAUAUUUGAUGUAUUUGUCAAACUUGCAUGUUUUUUAUGCCCUUGACCUUACUUUCAUGGGUACUUCUAAAAUGAUUUUUCUUCAUAAUAUUUUAUCCUGAUCAGUGGAGCAGUAAAGACGUUUCAUGUUUGACUCUUUGUUUAUAUAUACAUGUAUGUCUCAAAAUAGUUAGAUGUAAACUUUAAAAAGAAAAUGAUCAUAAUAUAACUGUAACCAUUAAUAAUUUAUAACUUGGCAUUUGAUAGACACCCCUGUCAUUUUGCCUGUAUAUCAUUAUUACAAGUAUAUGUAUGUGUUGACUACUGGGUGUGUUUUUGGUUAUUUGUGUUGUUGACCUAAUUGCUUGCUGUUGCAUUGAGGUAUGCUUUUCCUUUUGUUCUUUUUAACUGUUGAUAUGCUCCUCUUUGAGUUUGCAAUGCUUAAUGUAAAAGAUUCUCUGAGUUUGACUAGUUUAGGUGUCAAAGAAGAUAACAUCAUUUCGCGGAAUUUUCUUUUAAUGAAAAUUUUACAUUGAAAUAAUGACUUGAAUUGAAUAGUUUGUUUAUUUUGCAUUACAGUAGAUAUAACUGUGUUGUAUUUAACGUUUUUCAGAUGUUCAUCUGUAGUUUUAUUUGUUGCAUGUUAAAACUUAAUUUGCAACAGUAAAACUACUGAUGAGCAUCCGCAAAGCUUCAAAUACAAUACAGUUAUCUCUAUUCUAAAAGUCCUGAAUUUAAAAAAAAAAUAGUUUUACUCAUUUAAUAUCUGGAAUGAUGUUAUAUAUUGUAGUAGUUUCUGAUUUCUUUUUUACAAAUUUUAAAAAGUCUUAUUUCAAUUAACAAGGUUAAACAUUUAAUAACGUUUACUGAAAUUAUGAUUUGGGAAUUACUUAUAUAAUAGUGUAUUUUGUUUAGUCGCAUUGCAAAUAGGAGUUAUCUACCUUUAUUUCAAGUCUGAAAUUACUUAAUUCAUAAAUCAUUUAAUGGAAUUUUCCCUUUACUUUAUUUAUAUAAAAGAUGGUCUCUUAUAUUAAGCAUAUAAACAUUUCAGAUUUUCCUCCAAAAAUGGUUCAAGUGCAAACAAUCAGAUAAACUAGUGUUAAAGCUAAAACAUUAUCAUUCCUUCUCAUCAUUCUUUUUACAACAAAAAGAUAUAUUUUACACUAUUUAUAAUUGCAUAUAUAUGUCCCUUUUCUGAGUAUUUAGAAAUGCCUUUUAAAUGAAAUAAACCCUUGAUCAUGUUGAUCAAUUGUAAACGUGUGAUUUAAAAAUUUCUUGUUUUAGUAAUUCCCCUGACUGAUUCAUACAUAUAAAAAUACAUUCUUAGAGUACUUUGUGUACUUUGAUUAUUUGUUCACAGGAUUGUGCUGAUUUGAAUUAAUCAAUUGUAUUGAAAUGUGAUAGAAAACUAGCAUUCACUUGGUAGAUUUUUUAUGUUGUAUUAAUAAUUUGUCAUUUUUAAUUGUUUUAUAGAGCUUUCCAAGAGUGCUUUUAGUACUUUGAUUUUAUGUUUGCUGUAUAAUAUUGCUUUGAAUUACAGAAAACAGCAUUCGUAUUAAUAAACGAUUGUUUUAUAAAAUCUAAACCAGUAGUAAUUGCUUUAUUUAGAAAAAGAAUGAGUUCAUAACAUGAAAAUAGUAUACAAAUACAGAUUGAAAUAUGCAGCAGACUAGCUGUACUAUGAAACAUACUACAGAUAUUUCUGAUUAUUUGCCGUGGGUGGAUUUUUUUUAUUUCUUUAACUUAUCAAAGAGGUUUAUUUUGAUACAGUUAACUUUUAAUUACAGCUUCACCUUUUCGACAUUUUAGCAUUUUUGUCUGGUGUUGAUUUGGCUGAAAUAGCCAAUUCACUGUACACCAGUACUAUGAAUAGAGAAAUUGGACUACCAUAGAAAUAAAUAUAUAUUUAUUA
This is a messenger RNA of Mytilus californianus (California mussel), 5650 nucleotides long. RefSeq lists its product as uncharacterized. NCBI's taxonomy places the organism in Eukaryota, Metazoa, Mollusca, Bivalvia, Mytilida, Mytilidae. The record is from RefSeq and is a predicted model, not a curated record. The transcript is spliced from 2 exons. Bases 116 to 2509 code for a protein of 797 amino acids.